UGCAAGCGACGACGAGCUUCGCUGGUAGUCCGCCGCCAGAUACUCAUCUAUCCACAAUGUAUCGAAGCUUGCCAGGCGCAUCCUCGUCGCAACCGAGCACGACGUCAUCUAUCUCGAACAUAGCUUCUACACUCACCUCCUCAUUGACCACGGCAUCUCUAUGGAGCCGCCUGCAUCCUCCGGAUUCGACACCAUAGGCGCGACGCAGUCGCAGAGCUCCGGUAUCCUGUCGAGUGUCGGCGGCCCAACUAGUGCCACAGCGCGGUCUCAUCCUUCGGCGCUGGCAGCGGGCGCAAUCGCGGGGGGAUUGCUGUACUAGCCGUCAUCCUGAUGCUUGUAUGGACUCAUAAUGUAUAGACCCCGGACUGACAGCGCUGGCCUCCGAGUCGUCGGAUAAGCCAUCCUUGGAUACGAUAAC
Molecule: messenger RNA, 418 nt
Organism: Dichomitus squalens LYAD-421 SS1
Lineage: Eukaryota; Fungi; Basidiomycota; Agaricomycetes; Polyporales; Polyporaceae
Exons: 2
Coding region: 161-319 (52 amino acids)
Source: RefSeq, a predicted model, not a curated record